Molecule: messenger RNA, 1857 nt
Organism: Macadamia integrifolia
Lineage: Eukaryota; Viridiplantae; Streptophyta; Magnoliopsida; Proteales; Proteaceae
Product: scarecrow-like protein 23
Exons: 1
Coding region: 143-1459 (438 amino acids)
Biological process (GO): leaf development; regulation of DNA-templated transcription; bundle sheath cell fate specification
Cellular component (GO): nucleus
Molecular function (GO): sequence-specific DNA binding; DNA-binding transcription factor activity
Source: RefSeq, a predicted model, not a curated record
AGGUCUGUGGCACUUUUUGUCCUCUCUUGCGGAGAUUUGUAGAUUUUAUUCAAAAAGUGCCUUAUACUACGAAAUCCUUUUCUCCGCCAUUAAUCUUUUCUCUUCUCUUCUCUUCUUUCUCUCUCUCUCUCUCUCUGCGAUCAUGCUUCAGAGUUUACUUCCUCAAUCCUCCAUUAAUGCGAAUCACAACUCUGCCUGCGAUUCCACGAUGAGAAACAAGCGUAUAGAUCGUGAAUCUCGUGUCGGCGAAUCAUCCGGUGAAAACGAAGAUGAUCGAGCUCGGAAAAGACAGAAUUCAGGUAAAAAUCUUGCCGUAGAGGAAGAAAUUGUCGUCGUUGGAGGUGAAUCUCAUGGUCUCAGGCUUCUAAGACUACUCCUUCAGUGUGCGGAGGCUGUGGCCAUGGAUAACCUCGACGAAGCCACUGAACUUAUGCCAGAGAUAUCUGAACUCUCAUCCCCGUUCGGUUCUUCACCUGAACGCGUCGCGGCGUACUUCGCUCAAGCUCUGCAAGCUCGGAUCAUAAGCUCGUGUCUCGGUACGUACACUCCACUCAAUCACAAAACCCUAACCUUAGCUCAGAACCAGAGGAUCUGUAGUGCUCUUCAGUCUUACAAUUUGAUCAGUCCUUUGAUCAAAUUCUCCCAUUUCACUGCGAAUCAAGCUAUAUUCCAAGCCCUAGAAGCUGAAGAUCGUGUCCAUGUUAUCGAUCUGGAUAUAAUGCAGGGCCUCCAAUGGCCGGGACUGUUCCACAUCCUCGCUUCGAGAUCGAGGAAGAUCCGUUCCAUGCGAAUCACUGGUGUUGGAUCAUCGAUCGAGCUUCUCGAGGCCACCGGUCGACGACUCUCUGAUUUUGCUAACUCCCUUGGUCUACCAUUCGAGUUUCAACCGUUGGAAGGCAAGGUUGGGAACGUCACCGAUCUGAGUCGACUCGUUCCGAGGCAACACGAAGCGACAGUUGUGCACUGGAUGCACCAUUGCCUCUACGACGUAACCGGGUCGGAUCUGGGGAUGCUGAGGCUUCUUAGGAUGUUGAACCCGAAAUUGAUUACGAUUGUUGAGCAAGAUCUGAGCCAUGGAGGGAGCUUCUUGGAGAGGUUUGUGGAGGCUCUGCAUUACUACUCGGCGUUGUUUGACGCGCUGGGUGAUGGUCUGAGUUUCGAUAACUCGGACAGGCACCAGGUGGAGCAGCAGUGGUUCGGGUGUGAGAUCAGGAAUAUUAUAGCGGUUGAUGGGCCGAAGAGGACGGGUGAGGUGAAGGUGAAGAGGUGGGGGGGCGAGUUGAGUAGAAUCGGGUUCAGACCGAUUUCACUCAGUGGGAACCCAGCUGCUCAGGCGAGUAUGUUACUUGGUAUGUUCCCUUGGAAGGGGUACACUCUAGUGGAAGAGAGUGGGUGUUUGAAGUUGGGUUGGAAAGAUCUACCUUUGCUCACUGCCUCCGCUUGGCAACCGUCCGAUUGAAAAGAGAUCCUGUUUGAACGGUGAUAAAGCUGAAGUGGUAGACUUUGGUUUGUGGAAUGAAAUGCAGUGGAUCAAAGGGACCCAUUCAGAUCACGAUUCAACUGUGCUCUUGCAGCAGUGCAACGUGGAGCACAUGGAUAGUGGGUCCCACUUUUGUUGAUAAACGGGGUAGGAGGAUCAAGAAGUUGUAUCACCAUUGGAGGGGUGGAAAUCUUUCCAUCGUACGUACCAUCGGGAUCAUGGGGUGGUGGGAUCUAUCGUUGCAUGGGGGCCACGUAUUGGUAACCGGGAUUGGGCGGUGGAGAUGGAUGACAGAAGGUAGCAAUUUUUUCAAUUUUGAUUUGAUUGAUUUGAUUGAUGCAUAGACAAUUGAAAAUAUUCUCGCUGUCUCCUUGUCU